Molecule: messenger RNA, 1165 nt
Organism: Lytechinus pictus (painted urchin)
Lineage: Eukaryota; Metazoa; Echinodermata; Echinoidea; Temnopleuroida; Toxopneustidae
Product: 1-acyl-sn-glycerol-3-phosphate acyltransferase alpha-like
Exons: 5
Coding region: 1-576 (191 amino acids)
Biological process (GO): phosphatidic acid biosynthetic process
Cellular component (GO): endoplasmic reticulum; membrane
Molecular function (GO): 1-acylglycerol-3-phosphate O-acyltransferase activity
Source: RefSeq, a predicted model, not a curated record
AUGAUUGUUUUUCUAAUGCCAUCCACUCCCCCACACACAUACAAAAAGAAAGUUGAAACUGGUCUCAGAUGGGUCUGUAGGUUGAUCUCCAACACCAAUGGCCUGUUUGGAAUACGUGCUGAAGUCCGAGGCCUUCACCACCUUGACUACAAUAAGCCGGCUAUUGUUGUCGCAAAUCACCAAUCUUCCAUUGAUUUAUUCAGUAUGUUUUCGUUCGGCGUCUGGCCUAAGCGAUGUGUGUGCAUUGCGAAGAAGGAGCUUAUGUUCUCCGGACCAUUUGGUGCAAGCCUCUACCUGUGUGGGACUAUUUUUGUGGAUCGCCUUCACCCGGAUAAGGCCAGGAAUACCAUGGACCAGACAGUCCAACACAUCAAGGAUAAAAAUGUUAAAGUUUGGAUAUAUCCUGAAGGGACAAGAAAUCGAGAAACGGGUCUACUUCCUUUCAAGAAAGGAGCUUUCCAUCUUGCCAUCCAAGCUCAGGUUCCUGUUAUUCCAGUCGUGAUCUCAUCGUACUCUGAUUUCUACAGCCAAAGAGAAAAGCGAUUUGGAACCGGUAAGCAUUCUUUGGUACCUUGAAAAUGCAUUUCCUUCAUAGUUCCCUCUAGAAAUCUAAGAUCUUCAGGAACCGGGAUGUUGACAACUCCUAGAGUCAAAUGCCCAUUUGGUGAAAAAGCUUUUGCUGAAUGGACUCUCUUCAACAAUACGCAAUGUCAAGUCUAUUGAGUCAUUCAAUGCCAACGUUAAUGCAUCUAUUCUCAUCAUAUUUCAAAUAACACCCCCGCUCAUAUGUAAUAAUUCCCUCUGCACCUUGUAAUAGGAACUACUAGAGGAAAGGCCCUCUCUAAAUGCUAUAUACUGUGCGUAUCAAAAUGUUUACAAUUAGAAAUAAUCUUGUAAAAUUAUGUAUUUAUAAUAUCCUGAAUUUUUUUCCACAUUUUAAAAUUGAAACAGAUCUCUUUAAGCAAAUGAUUAUAAAACUCAAAAUAUCUUUCCGUUUGAGUGAGCACCACUUACUUUUGAAAAGUUCGUGAAAAAUGAUUUGCGCAGAACUCGGAAAUAGUUAUAUAUGAAUAAAAGUAGACAUUAAUCAUCAAGAUGGACAGUGCUCACUCAAGUGUAAUAUUUUGUCAAAAAUUUUACUUUCAGUUGAUAGAUGAGAUCCAAG